Scatophagus argus is the source of this 5506-nucleotide messenger RNA. It is a transcript of the gene synrg, whose product is annotated as synergin, gamma. Gene Ontology annotation, cellular component: clathrin coat of trans-Golgi network vesicle. The transcript has 24 exons. The record is from RefSeq and is a predicted model, not a curated record. Gene Ontology annotation, molecular function: protein binding. Lineage: Eukaryota; Metazoa; Chordata; Actinopteri; Scatophagidae. The coding region runs from base 76 to 4497 and encodes 1473 amino acids.
CCGGGGUUGAAUUUCCCAAGCUAAAGCUCCGUCACUGCUGACAUCAUCUUCCUAAUAGUGACUGCUGUUAUCAAGAUGGCGCUGCGGCCAGGAUCUGGGGGAGGCAGCAGUUUUAUGUAUCCUGUUGGAGGGGGUCUGGGACCUCCACAAGGGAUGGUACCAAUGCAGCAACAGCAACAGCAGCAGCAGCAACAGCAGCAGCAGCAGGGCUUCCCCAUGGUUCCUGUCAUGCAGCCGAACAUGCAGGGCAUGAUGGGAAUGAACUUUGGGGGACAGAUGCCCCCAGGAGCCAUGCCUAUGCAGGGUGGUAUGGCUAUUGGGAUGCAGACCCCUGGGAUGCAGUUCUUGGGUCAGGCACAGUUUAUGGGUAUGAGACCUGCUGGACCCCAGUACACUGCUGACAUGCAGAAGCAAAUGGCUGAGGAGCACCAAAAACGUCUGGAGCAGCAGCAGAAGAUGCUGGAGGAGGACAGGAAAAGAAGACAAUUUGAGGAGCAGAAACAGAAGCUGAGGCUGCUCAGCAGUGUCAAACCCAAGACUGGAGAAAAGAGCCGCGAUGAUGCCUUGGAGGCAAUCAAAGGUAACCUGGAUGGCUUCAGCAGAGACGCGAAGAUGCACCCCACUCCAUCAUCACAGACCAAGAAGCCAGACUCAUCGCCAUCACACCCGUCUGUCACCACUCACUCCCUCCCCCCAGCUUUGUCCGAGGACAGUGAUGAGUUUAGUGACUUUCAGGGGCCUUUAGACGCCCCCACCUCCUUCCCUCCGCCCUCCUCCUUCUCCACUUCCUCCACCUUCAGCCUCUCCUCUCAGGCACACGUCCAGCCUUUGUCCUCUGCCCCCAAGACAGGUUUCUCUGAGGACGAUGACGACUUUAGUGACUUUGUUCAAGGUCCUGUAAAGGCUUUCCCUUCCUCCGAACUUCACCUCUCCUCACAGGCCCAAGUCCAACCUUCGUCCCCUUCCCUGAGGUCAGGUCUGUCCUCCUCUUCCUCCUCCUCCUCCUCCUUCCCUCAGUCCCUCCCUGCCUCUGUGUCCAUCCCCACUGUCACCCAACACUCUGCUGUCAACACCAGCUCCCAAUCUACAUUUCAAGGCCCUUCCCUGGAAGAGAAGCUAUUCUCCUCAUGUGAUUUUACUGCUGAAAAGAUGGCCCACGUUAGCUUUAAGUCCAGGCAGAGUUUGGCUGAAAUGGGUCCUAAAGCUAAAGUUUCAACCCAGUUUCAGUCCAGCACUAAAUCCAGGAACUGGGCUGUGGCUCCUGAGGACUUGAGUUCUGUCUUCGUCACAGAAAAGCCACCUGAGGCCCCGGUGUCAGCGGCCAGCAUUGCCCCAUCAGUUGCUGACUCAUCUCCUCAAACCAGUAGUGACAGUGCAGGUGUUGGCGUAUACCCACAACAAGAGCACAUCCAGCCCAUGCUGCCAGCCUGGCUUUACAAUGACAGCCUCAUCCCAGAAAUGUUCAAGAAAGUUCUUGAAUUCACCAUGACUCCUGCAGGGAUAGACACAGCCAAACUCUACCCAAUACUAAUGUCAUCAGGUCUUCCCAGGGAAGCACUGGGGCAAAUCUGGGCAUCAGCCAACCGCACAACACCUGGCAUGUUGACCAAGGAGGAGCUCUACACUGUACUUGCACUAAUUGGCGUGGCGCAGAGUGGCCUCCCUGCAAUGAAUGUGGAAAUCCUCAGUCAGUUCCCUUCUCCGCCAGUGCCCAACCUGCCGGCUCUGGCUAUGGCCAUGGCCCCCGUCAUGCCCCAGCACCAGCAGCCCAUGAUGACUAAGCCCCCGGUCUCCAUGGCCAUGCCCACACCAGCACCACCAGUCAUGGCUAUGACAGCUGCCGCACCGGCUCAGGCACCCACUAACGCUAACUUCAUCGCCAGUUUCCCUCCUGCACAAGCAUCCAAAGCUGAUGACGAUGACUUCCAGGACUUCCAGGAGGCUCCAAAGGCAGGAACAGGAGAGCAGGCCUUCGCUGAGUUCCAGGGGGAACUUCCCACCGCAAUCGCCCCUCAGCACCAAAACAGCGCCCCUGCCAUGCUGACUCCGGUCUCUGGUUCCUCCAAGGCCAUGUCGUCUGAUAAGUACGCUGUCUUCAAGCAGCUGUCUGUGGAUCAGCCUGCAGAGCCUGCACCACCUGCCUCAGAUAUUGGAGACAAAUACAGUGUGUUCAGACAGCUUGAACAACCUGCUGACAAGAAAACAGUUGGGGAAGGAUUUGCCGAUUUCAAGUCUGUCAGCGCUGAUGAUGGCUUCACAGACUUCAAAACCGCCGACAGCGUCUCUCCACUAGACCCUUCAGAACAGGCCAAGAUCUUUCAGCCUGCCUUCCCUUCUGCUUUUCCAAACUCUCAGUCUCUACAGCAUCUACCACAACAGCAGCAGCAGCCAACAGUGUCUCUUUCUCAGUCCAAAAAUCCUCUCAACAUGGCUGACCUGGACCUUUUCUCUUCUAUAGCUCCUUCUGUUCCUGCUCCUCCUGAGACAAAACCAAGCACAUUCCCCUCAGUAUCUGUGCCCCCAUCUCUAGUGCUCCUACCAGGUGGAGCCAAACCUCCAGGGGGAGGUGCAGAUGAUUUUGGUGACUUUGCCCUCUUUGGCUCCUCCUCUGAUGCUGCUCAAGCUUCAGCAGCAGGAGGAGCUGUGGCAGCACCUCAGGACGACUUUGCAGACUUUAUGGCAUUUGGCAGUUCUGGUGGGGAGCCUAAAGGCGAGAGCAGUGUGGGGGUCCAAGGGGAGACCUCCUCCCAGCAGCGGCCUCAGCAGAGCUCAGACAAGUAUGACGUAUUCAAACAGCUAUAUCUAGAGGGAGGCCUUGCCUAUGAUGACACUAAGGAGAGUGGCGGUGGCUCAUUCUCCUCUCUCAAGAGUGACACAGAUGACUUUGCCGACUUUCAGUCCUCGAAGUUCUGCACAGCGCUCGGGUCGUCGGAAAAGACUCUGGUGGACAAGGUGGCCGCUUUCAAACAGGCCAAAGAGGACUCCGCCUCUGUCAAGUCGCUCGACCUCCCUUCCAUUGGGGGGAGCAGCGUAGGAAAGGACGACUCCGAGGACGCGCUCUCAGUGCAGCUGGACAUGAAGCUCUCGGACAUGGGUGGAGACCUGAAACAUGUGAUGUCGGACAGCUCUCUGGAUUUGCCGGGUCUCUCGGCCCACCAGCCCCCCGCUACAGAAGGAGAUGACAUGAAAUUUGACCCCUUUGGGACAUCGGGCCUCAGCACCUUGGCCAGCUAUGACUGGUCAGACCGGGACGAAAGUCUGCCGGGUGAGGUCAGAAAGCCGCAGGGCUUGGAAGGAGCUUCCCUUCCAUCUUUAGUGCCAACACAGAGGAAGGAGCUGACCUUUGGCAGCAGCGAAAACAUCACAAGCAACUCCGUAGCGAAGAUCACCGCCUCCUUCCCCACCGAAGAUGGCUCGUUGGCAGACGACAAGUUUGAAGCCUUUGCUGAUUUCAGUUCGGGCGACCAGGGCAAUGCCGAGGACGACUUUGGGGACUUUGCAAGUACAGUUUCUGAAAAGUCUGACUCGCCCGCCACCACUGCUGAGGCGGGCUCAGAGGGGAACCAAAGUGAGGCCUCUGAUGAGUUUGGAGCCUUCCAGGGGGACAAGCCUAAGUUUGGCAAGUCUGACUUCCUCAAAGCCAGCGCUCAGGCCAAUGUCAAGUCCAGCGAGGAGAUGAUCAAGAACGAAUUGGCAACCUUUGACUUGUCUGUUCAGGGCUCCCACAAACGCAGUCACAGUUUGGGCGACAAGGAAAUUGGGCGCUCGCCACCAUCUCCGGCUCCAGAGCAGCCCUUCAGAGACCGAUCCAACACCCUGAGUGAGAAGCCCGCCCUGCCUGUCAUCAGGGACAAGUACAAGGACCUGACUGGGGAGGUGGAGGAGAGCGAGCGCUACGCAUACGAGUGGCAAAGGUGUCUGGAAAAUGCUCUUGAGGUCAUCACCAAAGCUAACAACAUCCUGAACGGCAUCAGCAGCUCGUCUGUUUGCACCGAGGUCAUCCAGUCUGCUCAGGGCAUGGAGUACCUGCUGGGUGUGGUGGAAGUGUAUCGCGUCACGAGGCGUGUGGAGCUGGGCAUCAAGGCAACAGCCGUGUGCUCCGAGAAGCUGCAGCAGCUGCUGAAGGACAUCAGCCGCGUGUGGAACAACCUCAUGGGCUUCAUGUCGCUGGCAAAGCUCGCUCCUGAUGAGAGCUCCCUCGAUUUCUCCUCCUGCAUUCUGAGGCACGGCAUCAAGAAUGCCAAGGAAUUGGCUUGUGGGGUGUGUCUGCUCAACGUUGACGCUCGCAGCAAGAACAAAGAAGAAAGCACUAUUGGACGUCUGUUUAAACGAGCAGUGACUAAAGACAAUGACAGGAAGUUAAGGGCAUUUAACUCUGAGACGGACAAUUUCAAGCUGCUGUACGGGGGCCACCAGUAUCACGCCAGCUGUGCCAAUUUCUGGAUCAACUGUGUGGAGCCCAAACCCCCGGGCCUCAUACUGCCUGACCUGCUCUGAGCUUUGGCUCCAUCAGAUGGGUGGAGCAUCGGCGCACCUCACACUGCGCAGGUUGGACUGAGAGAAGGAUGUUUAAAGUCACUGGAUCACUCUUGUAUUUAUUUGUUUAUUUUUCCACCACUUCCUUCUUGUCACACAGAGUUUUGGUGACGUCAGCUGUCUUUCAGGCCGAGUUCAUGUGCAGAUCUGAUGGUUUGUUCAAAUUUGAAGCUUUGCUAUAGAUAAUUACCAUCCAUGGUGUUAUUCUUACCCUUUUGUUCCUCACAUUCUUAAUUACCUAAAUAUGCAUAGGUCAGCUGUACAGGUUAUAUUUAAAUCAGUUACAAAUUAUGCUUUUAAGAUGGUUUUUCACUGCAGAAAAAAGUCAGUAUAUUUCUAAAUAUUCCCUUGUCAGUUCUCUUCUAAUAUUUAAAUUAUUAGAUGUGCAAUAUUAUUAAAAAACACUGGAAGAAGACGGUUUCUAAUGUCACUCGCUGCUUCGCUUCUGUUUGAGAGGAAUUUUAUUCAUGACUCCCUUUAUUCCCACUGAACUGAACCAGAGCUGUUGAACCAUGAGCCUAUUAUUGUACUUGAAUUACACGUGUUGGUCCAGCCUGUUUGAUGAAGCGCUGUGGCUGUUAUGGUUUUAAUAUCUUUCUAAAAAAAUUUAACAUUCAAGCUAAGGUAGACGCCUGCCUUUUUAUGAGUCCUGUUUAAUUAACUGCAUUGAAUGAUUUUAUUUUGCACUGUUGGGGACACUUCAGCACCUCUUGGGGUACUUAAAUUGUGUAUUUUAUAAGGGUGGAAAAAAGGUUGUAAUUUGGGGACUUGAUGGGAACCAUGUUAAUGGUUUUGUUUUUUCUGUCUUGGUGUUGUGUGCAACUACAGCUGAAAGUCUGGAAGAAGUUGACUGUUAAUCUGAAUUAAAAUUGCAGCAGCACUUUUUGUAUUUUGCUGUGUCAUGCGGUAAUAUUGCAAGAAUGACUAACUGUAAUGUGAAUGUGAUGUAAAUAAAUAUGCGUACGGUUUA